AGUCUUACGUCAACACUCAAGCGUUUCAUUUCUCUCGUCCUUAUAUGGCGACCCUGCCAGCGGGCGCAUCAGUAACGCGAGAUGACUUAGUUUGAUACCGACCCGUGUGUUCGAUGUGCAAAAAAAAAAAAACAACAAAAUUAUGGUGUUGCUUUUGUUCGCGCUUUAAAAUAUGUGUAACUCUAAAGUAGAAAAGGAGGACAUUUUUAUAAACCAAAAUGCUGCGGCUACAGAAAAUAACGCAUAUAUAAAGGAGUUAAAAUAUCACGCGUCCACUACAAAUAUUCUACUACUGGUAAUAUUGCUAUUGAUGGCUCUUUUCAUCCUCUAUAUUAUAUGGAGAGUAUACCGAAAAAUGCACCACCGCUGGGUCCAGCAGGGGAUACAUCAGUAUAUACUCCGUGGAUCAUUCAGACGUCAACGGGCUACCUUACCGGGUUCUACAGCUGUUAUUGAUCAAGAAACAUAAUUUCAAGUGAUUCCUAAUUUACGUUGUACGAAAAAGUUAUUAAUAUUCUAAGAAAGUAAUGUAUUGUAAGUGAUGUAACCCGAGCAACCUGACUCCGGAAUGCAAAACAUGCUUUUGUAAGGAACGUAAUGGAGAGAUGGACUUUGAUAGGUUGGCCAGUCAACUUCCGAGUGCGCGAUUGGUUGACCAGUCGACUUACGAGCGCGCAAUUGGUUGGCCAGUCGACCCUUGCCUCCCGCAACGUGUCCACGUCCUGUUGUACAUGUGUGAACUUUUCCCCACUACACCAAAACCUUGCUAAGAGCUCCUAGUCAUGUUGUCAACGCUUCUCCGUGGCUCCGUUUACGAGAGACUGCGGUGGGCUUUCCGUUUGUACGACGUGGACGGUGACGGAGCUAUCACCCGUCAAGAGCUGGCCGAGGUGGUGGUUGCGGUUCAUGAGCUGCUGGGCAGGCGCGCACCACCUGGAUCACCUGCAGGCAGGCUCGACGAUGCGAAAGCGAAUGAACAGGUGGACAGGGUGUUUAGAAAGUUAGAUCUGAACCAGGACGGCGUGAUCACGAUCGAGGAGUUUCUGGAGUCGUGUCUGAAGGAUGACGUCAUCACUCGCUCGCUGCAGAUGUUUGAUACAGGACUAUGACGUCAGACCGACCCAGCGCACACGCGCGUAGUCGCGAGGAGCGUGGUGAAACGCGUCAUCCCGUACGGCCAGUGCCACUGCAGGCCAGGCACUUGGCACGGGGUCGCUGCCGCCUGCCGAGUGUACCUCCACGAGUGCGUCCGCUGCCUCGCCGCCUUCGACCAUUUCUACCAUCGCGUGGUUAUGCCCAAGAUCAAAAGCGUUAUGUUUUUCCAUUUCUAGAUUAGAUAAGUUCAGCUCGAAAUCGACAGUUGUGUUCUGUAUUUGUACAAUGCAAUGAGACAGAUUCCCGUUUGUUACUCUUUGGUGAAAUAUUUUUAGUCUGUGUAAGUUUAGACUUUCAUUUGUUAUAGUUAAUCCUUCUACUAUUUUAUUUUGUUGUACUUAAACGUCUUAUACAUGGUCCAUCUUGACGUACGUCCUGCCAAGGUCAUGCACGACGCACGAUGCAAAACGACAAUGAAUAGCAUUGACGUACGUCAUUGUUGUACGUCAAGCCUACUCAGUCAAGAUAAACCGUGCAUAAGACGUUUAAUUGUAACCAAAUAAUAGUCUAUUGCGAAGUAUGAGGAAAGUAGAAUUUUUAUAACAAAUUGAUUAUAAUCAUUUUGUAUUAAAAAAUAGAAUUCAAAAAUGCGCAAAUACGUCUCAUUGUGAUGCGUAUUAUGCCUUUUUUGUAUUAAAAAAAAUAAGUGUUCCAUAGACAAUUGAAGAAAAUUGAGAAAAAUAAACGCACUGACCACAUAACUAACGGAAAUUAAUCGAAUUGCAUUUUGAGAAGUGAAAAUGAAACAAUGUCGAGAUGUAAUUUUCGAGCUAUAAUGAAACUCCCAAAAACAUAUAACAUAGAAAAAUGUUCAUAUUAACAGUUAUAGGUUCUAGUUACUUGUUUUAAUCAGUAGGCUGUAUGUAUAGAAGUAUUAUGAAUUGAAUUAUUCGUGCCUAUUUUUAUCUUUUGUGCUUAUAUGUAUGCUGUAUGAGGAAAACUUUGUUGAAAAAUCAUUAAAUAAUAUAUCUUUGGCGCGUCGUGUAACUUCUGGCCGAUAUGAUCAAUUGAGUAGACAUGUGUAACACUGCUCUGCGCCGCGCAAUGAGGGUAUCCAUGACUUUUUCUGACACCAGGAUGGCGUGACUUAAAAUGAGGUGUAAUAUGUGACAGAUUUCACAGCGGGGAAGUUAAUUUGUUCGAAAAAUCUAAAGAUUAAUAUUUCUUUCUGUACAAUGAAUUAUAUUACAAUGAAUUAAAUUAUAAAUAAAUAAACCAAACCAUAGAUAUUCAUAAAAAUAGAAACAUUACAAAAAGAGUUACAUUUGUGCAAAAUAUUAAAGAACUAACCACUGAGAUAUUGCUUAAUAUAAUACUCUGGAAAUUGAUAAACUUUUAUUUAAAAUUAACUUCCCAAUUAAAUGACACUGUGUUACAAAAAACUUUACCUCAGUGUCAACUAGUGAUAUCUGGUGAGCGGAAGAUUAUCAGCGCUCAUUGCGCCAUUUCGGUAAAAUGCGCUGGAUGUGUUAACUCACUUUUCUACCGACUUCAAACAGGACGAAGUACUCAAUUCGACGGUAUGUUCUUUUUUUAUGUGUGUUACCUCAUAACUUUUUUCUAGGUGAACCGAUUUCGAUGAUUCUUUUUUUUUAAUGAAAGCUGAUGCUUCUCAUGUGGUACUAUAUAAAUUUGAUCAAGGUCUAACUAAUAAUUUCUGAGUUAUCAUUAAUUUUUUUAAAUUUUUGAGAAUCAUCGAAAUCGGUUCACCCAGUAAAAAGUUAUGAGGUAGCACACAUAAAAAAAACAUACAGUCGAAUUGAGUGCCGUCUGUUUUUUGAAGUCAGUAGAAAAUCUGGUAAAGUGCGCCUGAGUUACUAAGUUAACGCAAGGGAUUUCGCUGAGGCACUAUGUCUACAAUUGAAGUCAUAUUCACACACUAUUAUUUAUUUUACGGGACGAUGGUUCAUAUCUAUGCUAGGAUGCUAGGUGGCGCUAUAGUCAACAUUUCAAAUUAUCCAUUUAUGGUCCAGAAUUACAAACUGUAGAUCUGAUAGGUGAUGCUGUAGUCGAUUUAUUAAUAAAUUUUAUAUUUACACUUAAAAAGUGUGGCGUUUUUUAUAUACAAUCGUGAAACUUAUCGCGCCACCUAUCGAAUAGGGCUAAAAAAUGUCUGCUGAGCCAGCUAGUAGUCUUAUAAAAACACAGGGCGCUAUGUCGGAACGACUUCGUUAGAAUGACAACUAGAAUUACAACUACGUUUAAUAUUUAGUAAAAAAUAUUAUUUAUAUUAAAAUAGAGACCUUAAAUAUGUACGUAUAUACAUAUUUAUAAUUAAUAAUCAUUAUUUUAAUUAGAGUUGGCUACGCCACGCCAGACUCGCCCACGCACGGAGAGUCAGUAGUAAAUACUAAUUGUGAUUGAAUUCUAUGACUUGACAUGAAAUAGCAUAUUUAAGAGAUGGAUAGUGAAGAUUUAUAAAAAAAUUAUAUCUUUAUUUUCCUUUCACAAUCAAAUUAUCAAACGAGAAAAACAAUUUGAUAAUUAAUCUCC
Parnassius mnemosyne (clouded apollo) is the source of this 3648-nucleotide messenger RNA. The record is from the annotation of a GenBank genome assembly. Lineage: Eukaryota; Metazoa; Arthropoda; Insecta; Lepidoptera; Papilionidae.